Molecule: messenger RNA, 2502 nt
Organism: Aureobasidium vineae
Lineage: Eukaryota; Fungi; Ascomycota; Dothideomycetes; Dothideales; Saccotheciaceae
Source: the annotation of a GenBank genome assembly
AUGGACACUAAACUUCCAGUAUUCGAGCACACUGCGAUCGAGCAGAUCAGAGGCAUCCACUCGCGUAUCCACGACAGCUUCCACUCACAAAAAACGAAGCCGUUGAGCUGGCGCGUAACACAGCUCCGUAAGCUAUGGUGGGCCAUCAAGGAUAGAGAGCAGCAGCUCGGUGAAGCUUUGCAGCGCGAUUUGGGGAGACCUUUCUAUGAGGCUUAUCUGACUGAAAUCGGAUGGGUGUUGAACGAUAUCAUCUUCACAAUCAACAAUAUUGAGAAGUGGGCCAAGGAGGAGGCUGCUGGCGAUGUACCGCUUACCUUUAUGCCUAUGCGACCGCGUGUUCGCAAGGAGCCACUGGGUGUUCUGUCGCUCGGCCCCUUGAUCGGAGCAAUUGCUGCUGGAUGUACCGCCGUUCUCAAGCCCUCGGAAAGUUCGCCCUACACCGCCGCCCUCCUCAAAGAAGCCAUGGAAGCUUCCCUCGACCCCUCGGCUUUCAUCUGCGUCCAGGGUGCUGUCCCUGAGAGCAGCGCAUUGCUGGAGCUUAAGUGGGAUAAGAUCUUCUACACCGGUUCUGCUACCGUCGGAACCAUAAUCGCAAAGAAAGGAGCUGAGACGUUGACCCCUGUUACACUCGAGCUUGGCGGUCGCAACCCUGCCAUCAUCACAAAGAACGCCGACCCUCGCCUUGCUGCCAGACGCCUCCUUUGGGCCAAGGGUCUGAACGCAGGCCAGGUAUGCGUGAGUCAAAACUAUAUCUUGGUCGACAAGGAUGUCUUGCCCUUCUUGGUCAAGGAGCUCAAGACUGCCAUCAAGGAGUUCUACCCCGAAGGUCCCAAGGCAAGCAAAGACUUUGGACGCAUCGUCAACAGCCGUCAGUUUGAGCGUCUGAAGAAGAUGCUCGACUCCAGCAAGGGUGAAAUCCUAUAUGGCGGAGAGAUGGAUGCAGAGACUAACUACAUUUCUCCUACUAUUGUGCGUGUUACAUCUACUUCUGACUCCCUUGUCGUUGAUGAGUCGUUUGGACCUUUCAUCCCUCUCCUGGCAGUUGACAACCUCGACGAAGCGAUUCGCAUUGCCAAUGAAGUCCAUAGCACACCACUGGGUCUCUAUGCUUUCGGCAGUAAAGCCGAUACUACUCGCAUUCUGUCCGAGACUCGUAGUGGCGGCGCCAGUAUCAACGACGGUUUCACUCACGCUUCCCUGCCUACCGUCGAAUUUGGUGGUGUUGGCGACAGUGGUGCUGGUUGCUACCGCGGCAAAGCUUCUUUCGACUGCUUUACCCACCGUCGCAUCGUUACAAAUACUCCUGCGUGGAUGGAGAGCUUGCUGAGUGUCAGAUACCCACCCUACAAGGGUAAGUUGUCGCAACUGAAGAUGAUGAACGACUUUGCGCCCAACUUCAAUCGUGAGGGCACAGUCAUCACUUUUGGUCUAAUAGGCAAGCUGCUCGCGCUGGGCGGCGCUAGUCUGGGACAAGCAACACCUACUGAGGAGGAGUACGAGCCACUCAGAGAGCUGGAAGUGCUAUACGCUGCAGCUGAUAGGACGCUGGACAACGUUAUCGAAGAUGAACUCAGAGCGGUGAUUGAAUCUGUCGUUGAGGUCACCAUACUCGUGACAGUGCCGGGCGUUGGAGGAAGGUACAUCGUUCCCGAGGACACAAUCAAAGUACUUGCAGUCGAUGUGGUCUGGAUGGGCAUGACUGCCGAAGACGAAUUGGAGCUGCUGGCAAUGGAAAAGAACAGAGAACUGCUGCUAGCCACAGAAGAUAGAAUCGUACUGCUGAUAAUCGAGGAAGUACCACUGCUAGGUAGUGUCGACGCAGAUGCACUGCUGGAGGAAGUUAUAUCUCUGAUUGUCAUUGUCGUCGCAGUUGUUGGCGUCAUAGCCGUGGUUGGUGUCGCCGCGGUAGUUGGAGUGGUCCCAGUUGUCGGCGUGAUCGCUGUUGUAGUUGUCGUGGCCAUGGUAGAACUGGUUGCUGUCUUUGUUGUGGUCGCUGUCGUUGGGGUGGUUGCCUUUGUAAGAGUUGUUCCCUUUGUCAAUGUGGUUACCAUCGUUGGCGUGGUGGCUGUCGUGGGUGUCGCCAAAACUGAGCUCAGCGAAGAUCCAUCAGAACUCACGCCGCUCGACAUCGAGGAACUGCUCGAAGAUGAUGCGCUAGAUGAAGAGGAGCUGUUGGAACUGCUGGAACUGCUGGAACUGCUGGAACUGCUGGAACUGCUCAGUGAAACAGAUAAAACGCUUGAUGAGCUGGAUGCAGCAGCGCAGGCAAGAUCCGCCAGUGAUGAUACGGAGGACGACACAGACGACGAAACGCUCGAACUACUAGAUGAGAAUACGCUAGAUGACGAAGAUGAUGAUAGCGAGGAGCUCACACUUGAACUAGUGCUGCUUACUGAGGAGGCGGAUAUCGAAGCUGCAGCCCAAGCCAUGUCUGCUGAAGACGAUAUAUCUGAAGACACCGACGAGGAAACGCUGGAACUGCUUGAAGAAGAAAAAACUUGA